UUAAGCUCUCCUCUUGUUACUCUUAUUCCUGGCACUUGGGUUUUUUUCUUUAGAGAGACUUGUUGUGGGAUCCGAGGGUUUGCCGUGUGGGACUUCUUGGGUGAUGUUUUGUGUGUCUGUUGAAUAUAUUGCAAAAUCUUCGCUGGGACUGAAGGGUUCGCUUGGCCCCAUGUUUGUGGUGCAGUUCACAGGGCUAAACCAGCUGCCCUCUGACCUUGGUAGCAGUUACCCCCUGCCACCCAACAGCAGGGCAGGAUUUGCUGAAAAUGGAGAGAAGAGAAGCCAGAAGCAGAAGAGAAUUAAUCUGCUGCCAGACAACAUCCAAACUCUGAAUCUUGACUCUUCUCCGAUGGACUUGGGCAUGUCUGACCCAACAGCCUGGACCACCGCAAUGAAUAAUUUAGGGAUGGCUCCAAUGGGAAUGACAGCAGAUCCCCCUUUACCUAACUUCGACCCGGCCCUUGGAAUGAUGACGGGUAUCCCGCCGAUUAAUCCACUGAUGCCUGGCUUGGGAAUCGUGCCACCGCCCAUACUGUCCGAUAUGCCGAUGGCCAAGGAGAUUGUUCACUGCAAAAGCUGCACGCUCUUUCCACCUAACCCUAAUCUUCCUCCUCCCACGACAAGGGAGAGGCCUCCUGGGUGCAAGACGGUGUUUGUUGGAGGGCUGCCAGAAAAUGCGACGGAAGAGACCAUCGUGGAGAUUUUUGAGAAGUGCGGAGAGAUCAUAGCUCUUCGGAAGAGUAAAAAACACUUCUGCCAUAUCCGUUUUGCUGAGGAAUAUAUGGUGGAUAAAGCAGUUUAUCUGUCAGGUUAUCGCAUCCGGCUGGGUUCCAGCACCGACAAAAAGGAUAAGGGACGCCUCCAUGUGGAUUUUGCUGAAGCCCGGGACGAUCUGUACGAGUGGGAAUGCAAGCAGCGGAUGCUGGCCAGAGAAGAGCGCCAUCGCAAGAGGAAGACGGAAGAGCGGUUCCUCCCGCCCUCCCCACCUCCCGUGGUGAACUAUUCAGAUUAUGAGUGCAGCCUGGUGGUUGAGAAGCUAAAAGUGGAUGCCAAGUUUUUGGAAGCCGUUCAGACGUUGCUGGCUUGGUUGGAGAGGGGGGAAGUGAAUCGGCGGACGGCCAACAGCUUCUACACCAUGGUCCAAUCGGUCAACAGCCACAUUCGCCGGCUGAUGAAUGAAAAAGCGGCCCACGAUAAGGAAAUGGAGGAAGCUAAGGAGAAAUUCAAACUGGCUCUGUCUGGGAUUCUUGCUCAGUUCGAGCAGAUCGUGGCCGUGUACCAUUCUGCCUGCAAACAAAAGGCCUGGGACCAUUUCACGAAAGCGCAGCGUAAGAACAUCAGCGUGUGGUGCAAGCAAGCUGAGGAACUCCGUAACCUUCAGAACGAUGAACUGAUGGACAUUCGCAGAGAGGAGGCCAUGGACAUGUCUGAUGAUGAAACGGAGUCACCUGAGAUCAAAGAAACGGAAGAGUCAGUUUUAGUUUCACAAACAGAAGCGCUGAAGGAAGAAAACAACAGCUUACGGUGCCAGCUGGACGCCUACCGAAACGAAGUCGAGCUCUUGAAGCAGGAGCAGGGCAGAGCGGGACGAGAAGAUGACCUCAGCCAGGAUCAGCAGCAGCUGAAAAUCCUCCAGCAGACUUUACAAGGAAUGCAGCAGCAUCUUCAGAAACUGCAGGAGGACUGUGAGAGAAGAGAGGCUGAAUUGGAAAAAGCGAAAGAAGAAAAAUUACAGCUUGACAAAUUGCUUGAGAGACUGAAGGAAAAGCAAGAACUGGCAGCUGGAUCUGACAGAGAGAAAGACUCAACGGAAGCUAAAGAUCAAGUCGACAGUGACUUGUCAAGCAUUUGCUCAAAGAGUCCAGAGAAGGAAAGACUGCUUGAGAAAGGACUUCACUGCAACCCUUUAAGAUUGGAAAGGGAAGCUUUACUAGUGGGGAUCAUCUCAACAUUUCUGCACGUUCAUCCUUUUGGGGCCAGCAUUGAAUACAUCUGUUCCUACCUCCAGCGCCUAGACAGUAAGAUUUGCGCCACUGAAGUGGAAAACCUCAUGACACGACUCCAGCAUACUUUCAAACAAGAGAUGAAUGGGGUUGGAGCCAGUCUAGAGAAGAGAUGGAAAUUUUGUGGUUUUGAAGGAUUGAAGACUAUCACCUGAACCUGAAGCCAGGAAUCCUUUGAACUCUUAACAGAAUGUGCAAUAUUUGCAGUACGCAUAGAUACGAGUUUCCUUUUGGGAAAGCCAGUCCUUGAACUGCAUCAAGAAAAUUGGGGGCCAGUUUUUAAGGACUGUAAGGUUGUGGUUCUUAUUUUUUUUGUUUUGUUCAUUACGCUAACGAGCCUUUUUUCAAAGGACUAUCAUGCACAAUUUUGGGUUGAUACCGACCCUGUCUUUUGGAUCUUUGAUACUUUUUACAACUCCCAUUGGCUAAAAACAUUUUAAUAGUUUCUUUGAACAUGACAGACUCAGGCCUCUGUUUAAUGUUUUUACCAUUGAGAGCAGCUAAAAGAAAAUCAAUACAAUAAAAUAAAAUAUUCAAUGGCA
Pantherophis guttatus is the source of this 2545-nucleotide messenger RNA. It is a transcript of the gene ENOX2, whose product is annotated as ecto-NOX disulfide-thiol exchanger 2. Gene Ontology annotation, cellular component: external side of plasma membrane; plasma membrane. Lineage: Eukaryota; Metazoa; Chordata; Lepidosauria; Squamata; Colubridae. Gene Ontology annotation, biological process: ultradian rhythm. Gene Ontology annotation, molecular function: RNA binding; oxidoreductase activity. The record is from RefSeq and is a predicted model, not a curated record.